AAAUAGAGCUAAGUAUAGAGAAAUAGAGCUAAGUAUAGAGGUUGCGCUUUAAGGUAGAGAGAGAGAGCACUAGGUAAAGAGAGCACUAGGUAGAGAGAGAGCACUAGGUAAAGAAAGCACUAGGUAGAGAGAGAGCACUAGAUAGAGAGAGAGUGCUUGUAGAAACAGUGCUAGGUAGAAAGAGGUAGAGAUAGCUCUGAGAGACACUCUGUAGAGAGAUAGCGUUCGGUAGAGCGAGAUAACGCUCUGUAGAGAGAGAGCGAUUGGUAGAGAGAGGUAAUGCAGGGUAGAGGGAGUUGGCGCUAGGUAGAGAGAGAUAUUUGCAGUGACCAUAUGGGUUAAUGUUUUUUACUUGUUUGUCCUUCAGAUGAACCGGCCAAUCCAGGUGAAGCCCGCUGACAGCGAGGGGAGAGGAGGCGUGACCUCAGAGGACCGUAAGCUGUUUGUGGGCAUGCUGGGGAAGCAGCAGAGUGACGAGGAUGUGCGGAGGCUGUUCGAGGCCUUCGGACACAUAGACGAGUGCACCGUGCUCAGGGGCCCCGACGGGACCAGUAAAGGAUGUGCGUUUGUCAAGUUCCAGGGACACACCGAAGCUCAGGCAGCCAUCAACAGCCUGCAUGGAAGCCGCACACUGCCUGGGGCGUCGUCCAGCCUGGUGGUGAAGUUUGCCGACACAGAGAAGGAGCGCGGCCUACGGAGGAUGCAGCAGGUGGCCUCCCAGCUCGGCAUCUUCAGCCCCAUGACGCUGAACUUCCCCGCGUACAACGCCUACACGCAGGCCGUCAACGCACAGGCCUUGGUCCAACAGCAGGCCCUGGUUGCCCAGUCAGCGUACUUGUCUCCGGUAGCAACAGUUGCCGCAGUACAGAUGCAGCAGAUGGCAGCCCUCAACGCCAACGGAAUCAUCGCCACGCCCAUUACACCCAUCACACCCUCAUCGGGUGGACAAUGUUGGUCGCUAGGUACCAACACCCCGCCCAGCAUGGCGGCAACGCCCGUGUCAGCACUUCACCAACAGCUAGGGGUCAACGGUUACAGCAGCUUGCCAGCCCCGACCAAUGGGCAACAAGCGACAGAGGCAAUCUACACCAAUGGAAUCCACGCAUAUCAAGGUAUCUUUUCCCAGAGUCCGGCGGCGCUGGACCCCCUACAGCAGGCCUACACAGGCAUGCAGCACUACACGGCUGCCUACCCUGCCGCUUAUGGAUUGGUCGGACAGCCGUUCCCACAGCAGCCAACCCUGGUUGCCCAGCAACACCAGCAGCCCCAGCAACAGCAGCAGAGAGAAGGUCCAGAGGGCUGUAACAUCUUCAUCUACCACCUGCCGCAGGAGUUCAGUGACUCAGAAAUGCUGCAGAUGUUCCUGCCCUUUGGAAACGUGAUCUCGGCCAAAGUGUUUGUGGACCGUGCCACCAAUCAGAGCAAGUGCUUCGGCUUUGUGAGUUUUGACAACCCCUCUAGCGCUCAGGCGGCCAUCCAGUCCAUGAAUGGCUUCCAGAUUGGCAUGAAAAGGCUCAAGGUGCAACUGAAAAGACCUAAAGAUGCCAACCGCCCAUACUGAGAUGGGGCCAGAGAACAAAAGAGGAGAAUGGACGCCAGCGGCUUACACAGCGGCUGAGGUGGAUUUCCCAGGAUCCAAUGCUCUGUCAAACGGUCUCAUACCCUAUGAGUGAUAUCGGAUCGCAGUUGCCUACACACAUCUACACACACAAACCCGCACAGACACACACACACACACACACACACACACACACACACACACACACACACACACACACACACACACACACACACACACACACACACACACACACACACACACACACACAAACACACACACACACACACAUUCACCCAACGACACACACAAAAAGCCAACUCAUGAUGGUGCAGGGUUGAUUUACAAAUGUACAUAAAGUGCGCAGACGUACACAUGACAACUGAAACAUCGACACUGCCACACACACACACACAUAUUCACACAGGUCCGUUGAUGUUUCUAUACAGUUAGAGAGUUGGAGAUCACAAGGCUCUGUUUUGAGGUGGCCAACAGGGUGUCUUUGUGCAGGUGAUAUCGCAAAGACCGAGUGUGUAUGGAGGGUACUGAUGAAUAUUGCUGAUAUAUCACUUUGGUAGACUAUAUCAUGUCUACAUCAUGUCUAUUAAAUGACAAAUAUAGAGGGACCGAUGUUUCAUAAUAAAAAAAAAAAUACUUAAAAAGAUGAAUAAAUAAGUAGGAUAGAGAGACAUGGAAAAAAGAUCGUAAUGGCCUGUAAAUAAUUUAGUUUACGAAGAGCAGCAUUUAAAAAAAAAAGACAAAAAAUAAAAAAGAAUACUACUUUAGAUAAACACUGAACAAGACCCAAUAACAUUAUUAUUAUUGUUAUUAUUAUUAUUAUCAUUAUUAUCAUUAUGAUCAUUAUUAUUAUUGACAUCGGCAUCUUCGGAUCGGAAUACUACAUUCCAAAUUGUGAAAGGGGAAAAACACUAACCUAUUUUAAAUUUCUACGUAGAGUGUAGGUGACACAAGUGGGUGGGGAAUUGCACCUUUGUUGGGAGGUUUUAAUAUUGGAGCAAAUUUUUUAUUUAUUUACUAAUUUAUUAAUUAUUUUGCUUACUGGGAGGAGGGUUUGAAUAGCUUGCGAUAUUUUGAUUUUAGAAUUUUCUAUAGAAAACCAUUUGAGAGCCUGUUUCUGCCAGACUCCUGCAAUCAAGUGAUUAUAAUUAUGUAUUAAUUAUUACAACAAUUAUAUUUAUUUUUAAGUUAUUGAACUGUUUCUGAUCCAAUCUUUUUAAGUUAAAAUAAAAAGUAUCAUACUGAA
Messenger RNA from Gadus morhua (Atlantic cod), 2822 nucleotides. RefSeq names its product CUGBP Elav-like family member 3. Gene Ontology annotation, molecular function: RNA binding. The record is from RefSeq and is a predicted model, not a curated record. NCBI's taxonomy places the organism in Eukaryota, Metazoa, Chordata, Actinopteri, Gadiformes, Gadidae. The transcript has 11 exons. Bases 368 to 1561 code for a protein of 397 amino acids.